Condylostylus longicornis is the source of this 1726-nucleotide messenger RNA. Its product is annotated as DNA ligase 1. The transcript has 8 exons. Bases 54 to 1655 code for a protein of 533 amino acids. NCBI's taxonomy places the organism in Eukaryota, Metazoa, Arthropoda, Insecta, Diptera, Dolichopodidae. The record is from RefSeq and is a predicted model, not a curated record.
UUUAAUUUGUUAAAAGUUAAACUAAAAUACAAAAUUGUUAAAUUAAUAAAAAAAUGAGUUCCGGUGAAGAAGAUGGAAAUUUCAGCAAUGGCUCAAAAUUCACAAAAGCCACCGUUAACUUUAUGAAUGUUUGGACAACUAUUGAAACAUUAGCUGGAAAUGAUAUACGUAAAAAAUAUACACCGUAUGAAGGAUAUGCAGAUAAAAAUGAUAUUCUUAAAAUGUUUAAACCGGUUCCAAUCACCAGGCGUGAUAGUUUUGUUGCUGAUGAUAAAAAAGAUUCUAAGGAUGAUUUGGGAUUUAAAAAUAAAUUAACUGAUUCAAAAAGAUCUGGUUCACCAAUUAAGAGUUCAAAAUCUAAAAGUGAAAUUUCAAAUGCUAAAAAACUUGGCUUUUCCAUUGGUUGCAAAAAGCCAAAAAAAAGAAGAAAAUUUCAUGAUAUUCAAAUUGAUAUACCAAAGGAAUAUGUUGAUAUUAUUGGAUGCAACUUUGCCUUGCCAAGGAUUACAGCUAGAAUUGAAAAGUUGAUGGGAUCAAAUGUAAUACGUUUAACAGAUAGAAAAUUUAUGAAUGAAGUAAGAGCCCGUAUGCAAAAGGAUUAUGAAAUACAAUUAAAAAAAAGGAUUACACAAAGAGAGGUGAAAGAGAGUGAACGUGAACGAAAUUUGAUAUUAGCUGGUAAAUCCGAUGUUGUACCUGACGAUCAAUCAGAUCAUCCAAUAUUUAUUGUCAAUAAAGCUGCCAAUGAAGUCAUAACAGGAAGACGUGCUAAGCUUAAAACAAAUAGAGAAAGAAAUGCUGAACGUUUAGCAAUACAAUUUGCAAAAUGGGAAAAAGAAAAAAUGCGUUAUGAACAAUUAGAAAUUGAAAAUCAAGAAAAACGUACACUAGAAGAACAAAAUGAAAAAGCUUUAGUGACAAAUUAUGCCAAAGAAGAUAAAAAAAAAGGAUUAGAUCUAUUAAGAAUUACUGACCAAAACUGGCGAAACGGUGAGGAAACACUUAGGGAAUUUUUGGAAAAAGAAAAUAUUAGAAUGAAAUCAAAAUCAAUAAAAAUACCAACGCCAUUUUUAAGUGACCCAGAUGACAUACAAAAUGUUGUGAAAGCAAGGAAAAUGUUUCGUGAUCUUGAAAAAAAAGUUCGUGAAGAUUUGGCAACAAAAACUGCUAGCGCUGGUGAUAGUAAAGCAGCUAGAAAAGCAUUAUUUGAAGCUGGUACAAAACUCAAGGAAGUUAAAGAAAAUAAGAAUAAAUUUGAAACUGAUCUAUCCGAUUCUGAUAUAAGCCUUAUGGAGAAAAUUGAAUUUGAUACUGAUCAAAAUCGUCAAGAUAAAAUCAAUGAAUUACAAAAUAAUAUUGAGGAAGAUAUUAGAAAAGAACUUAUAAUGGCAUCCGAUCAAUAUAAAUCAUUAUAUUUUGAAGAUCCGAAAAUAGCUAAACUUAGAGCAACUGAUACUAUUAAAAAGCUAUAUAAAUUAGCUAAAGAAAUUAUAACUGGUGAAACUGAACCGAUAUCAGAAGGUGAGGAAGAAGAAGAACAAAUUAACGUUGAAGAUGAUGAAAUAAGUGAUCUUGAAAAAGAAGAUAAUGACGAAAAUGAUUUUAAUGAACAACAACCUGUUCAAGGUGAAAACGAAGAAGAUGAAGAAGAAUAAUUUCUAAAACUGAUUAGAAAAAAAUUAAGUGAUACACGACGAUGAUGACCCGUACAAUAAUUCUAUUUAAA